CUAAUUCAAUAUUCAUGAGCCUCACGUGAGCCCUGCCCAUCAUCCAAGCGCCGUUGUUCCAGCGUUGACAUUUGUGGCAGAGCUGGCAUAGUUUGACGAAGACUGACGUCCGGUUUUCUGAUGGUUGCAACCAUGGCAACUUCUCGGCCUGACGUUAGUCUGCUGAACAAUGAGGCAGCUACCUUUCCUGUCACCACUGUGGGCACAUUGGGUACAGAUAGGAAGAUAACAUUUGGAGACCAACAACAAGCACCCAUCACACCACAAACAGCGCCACCUUCCACAGCAGUAGAGCCCAAACAAACUGCAGGUGAUACUCAAGUCAAUUUGGAUGGAGACAAGCGUGCAGUAUACAGGCAUCCUCUCUUCCCCUUGCUGGCCUUACUGUUUGAGAAAUGUGAGCAGGCCACCCAGACAACAGAGUGCCCAUCGUCUGCAAGUUUUGAUGUGGAUAUUGAGGCUUUUGUUCGACACCAAGAAGCAGACAGGAAGCCAUUCUUCAGUGAUGACCCAGAGUUGGACAGUCUGAUGGUGAAGGCCAUCCAGGUGCUGAGAAUCCACCUGUUAGAGCUGGAGAAGGUGAACGAGCUAUGUAAGGACUUCUGUAACCGCUACAUCACCUGUCUGAAGGGGAAGAUGCAGAGUGAGAACCUAUUGAGGACAGACCUGGCAUCCUUUCCAGGCACACAACAGCCGCAGGUGCAGCCGCAAGCACAAAUACCUACACAACAGGAUGGCCAGAUGACAGUGCAGCCACAGGUCUUGGUCACAGCAGUGACAAACGGCUCCACCUUGAAUACUGGGAUGGUACUGCAGACCGGCAUGGCACAGGGUGGACAGACUGUCAGCCUGGCUGCUGUCAACCAAGGUGCCAUGGUUGUGGCAGAUGGCACGCUGUACCAGCCUGUGACUAUGGUGGCAUCCCCCGCUGUUGUUGCACAUGGUGUACAACAGUCCUUACCAGCAACUGUACAGCUGCAGCCUGUAGCCCAGGCUGUUCAACAACAGCCACAGGUGAUAGCCACCAGCACGGCACACAUCAUCUCUGGCAGCACCCCGCUGUCACAGAUUGGUGUGCAAGCUCAACAAGGUGUACCACAGCAGCUGGCCUGUCCCCCCACACCCACUGCCACCAAUCCUGUGCCAUCAGCACACAGUCCCCAGGACUCCCCUAGUUCAGAAGACGACUUAAAAAGGCGAAAUGGGAAGCGGGGCAUUCUCCCUAAGCAGGCAACAGACGUCAUGAGGUCCUGGUUAUUUCAACAUAUUGUGCACCCAUACCCCACAGAGGAUGAAAAACGAGCAAUUGCCAACCAGACCAACCUGACACUGUUGCAAGUCAAUAAUUGGUUCAUAAAUGCUCGUAGAAGAAUACUACAGCCCAUGCUUGAUGCAACAAAUCCAGACCUUCUGCCCAAAGCUAAGAAGGCCAAACCCCAGCAUCGACCCACCCAGAGGUUCUGGCCUGACUCUCUCAUCACGUCCAUCCCACAACAGCAAGAUCAACAGUUAUCCACAGGGGAACAGGCACCAGGUGACUUGUUGGAUGCAGUUAGUACAGAGUCAGAACAAGUGGACAGUCUACAGAACAACCACUCAGUCACAAGUUCAACUGUCACAGAACAGAGCAAUGUCCUCUCUCAGAUGCUGAUAGGUCAUGGGUCAUCAUCUCCAUCCCUACAAGACAUGGCGUCUAACGGGGAGGAGACGUUGUUGGAAAGGGAGUCUGGGUCUGACGGUCUGCCCUCGGGAGGCUUGAGUAGUCUGGACGUGGAUAAUGCCACUGCUCCAGAUCUUUCUAACUAACAAACGUUUUCUAUGUACAGCCAUGUGUAAAUAAAUAUUAGUGUAUCUAAAACUAUUUACUGGUACAUGUGGUAGACUUUCCUGGUAACCACUGAUGAACCACUAACACUUAAAGAAGACAUGUCUGCUGUCUUAUUUUACUACGGACCUUUGACCUCCUGUCUGUAUGCUCCAAGCUGAUCUUUUAUUUCUUGUUUGUUGAAAUGACUGCCUCUACUUCGUCUGACUUGAACGUUCUGUAUUGGAGCUUCAUAUUCAGAAAGGGCAUUAAAUGUUGCCCUGUCUUUGUCUGAAUUGCCGUUAGUGGAGUAUCUCUGGAAUGACAUAGUGGGCAGAGUCUUCAUAUGUGAAUUCUUGUCAAUUCAGUUGGUAUGGAGGUUAUACUUCAGUCCAUGUGGUGUUAUGAUUAGACAUUGAACCAUUGUUGCCAAGUACAUGUACAUGUAGUAUGUGUAGGAUUUUGCACUCUGCCAAAUUUUUGAUAAAAUUUCAGUGAGUCAAUGAUAGGAGCUAUCAUUUGUAAGUUUAUAAUGUAUGAUGGCUUAACGCACAGCUAGCAAUAAAAAAAAUCAUAUGGCAAACAUGGUUUAAGAAGCAAUAUAAAUUGAUAAGUCUUCAUAAAAGAUGUGAGAUUGACAAACAUUUACAGUAUCAGUAGAAACAUUCUCCUGUUUUAUUUUUUCAUGUAUAGUAUGUUUACUAGGGUAUAAAACAUGUUGCAAGAUAAGAAAUUAUGAUCCCACUCAUUCCAGUAUUGUUGCUGAGGCAUUCAUGCAUACAAGCAUUUUUACAUGACCUGUAUUCUGAGAAUAUGUUGGAUAAACAUAUUGAUACAUAUAGAAAGAGGUCAUAGGUCAUUGAAAUUAGACUGUGCUGAGACAAACUUCCCUAACAACACUGUCCAACAAUGUGAAGCAUGCAAUGCUUCUCUUAAGUGAAAGAAUUAAGACAACAGACAAUACUUUUUAUAUGAAGUUGAAAAAUUGUAGGGUCGUGACUGUAUAUUCCAUUAUGUUGUCUUUAGUACCCUGCUUUUAUGUACUGUUUUGUUAGAAUUACGUUCAGUUAAGAAAAUGCCAUAUUGCUAUAUCUGCCAAAUCACACUUGUACAGCUCUAACAAAAAACAGUGAAUCUCUCAUCAAAUGAGUGUAUAAUGUAUAUGCAUUAUUACUAUUAUUGAACGUUAGGUAGGUUUUGACAAGUAUAACAUUAUAUGUAACAUAAUCACUGAUACAACCUGGCUAUGGUUUGGCCAGUAUGACAAAGUAUAAUGUUUUU
Branchiostoma floridae (Florida lancelet) is the source of this 3085-nucleotide messenger RNA. Its product is annotated as homeobox protein PKNOX2-like. Bases 121 to 1806 code for a protein of 561 amino acids. The transcript is spliced from 11 exons. The record is from RefSeq and is a predicted model, not a curated record. Gene Ontology annotation, molecular function: DNA-binding transcription activator activity, RNA polymerase II-specific; RNA polymerase II cis-regulatory region sequence-specific DNA binding. NCBI's taxonomy places the organism in Eukaryota, Metazoa, Chordata, Leptocardii, Amphioxiformes, Branchiostomatidae. Gene Ontology annotation, biological process: eye development; positive regulation of transcription by RNA polymerase II; positive regulation of cell population proliferation.